AAACAAAGAUGGCGGUGUGCAUGAGAAGCAUGAAAUCAGCACGCGGUCUCUCAAUUUUCUUUAGGGUGUUCCAACCCUCACUAUUCCAGGCCUCUUCGAUUUUAUCAGGGUUUACGCCGCAGUAUGUGUACCUCGAUGCAGCAAAUCAACGAAGAGGAAUGAGAUAUUGGGUGCACAAAGCAUUGAAAAAUUUUAAGCGACGCAGGGAUGAAGAAGGACCAUUUGAGGCACCUCGCUCUGCAAGAUAUGAAUGGAAUUACAAUGCAGAGAUCUUUGCCUUUGCUUCUCGCCUCCGUGAGCCCUUCAACGAGGAUCUCCUGAGGAGGGCCUUCACCCUUCGAUCUUAUGUCAACAAGGAGACGGUAAGGAGGGAAGAGCUGGAAAUUCCCAGUGAGAUCCAGAUGGAAGACAAUGAGGAGUUGGCAUCACGAGGAUAUGCUCUCGUAUCCUCCUAUGUCAAGCGGUACCUCAGAACAGUCCUCCGUUUUGUACCUGAAGAAGGAAUCCAGGCCAUUCAUGACUACACCACAAAAAGUGAGGUAGUUGCCAAUGUUGCUUCUCAUAUAGGUGUGAAGGAUCUCAUCCUGUCUGCAGAAUAUCCUCCAAAUGAGGCAUCUCAUGUGAAGACAUUCUUUGCUCUUGUUGGUGCUCUCGAAGCUUCACAGAACACAAAGCAUGCGGAGCUCUUUGUCCAAGAUUUCCUCCUCACUCAGUUGGCCGACAAGGACCUGUUCGAAAUGUGGGAACUGAAGAAUCCCAUGGGUCUCUUAGCCAGCAUCCUCAAGAGAGAGGGAAGAGGUGAGCCUGAGGUGAGGCUACUGAGGCAGGCAGGCCCUGACACGAUCUUGGCUGUCUUCUGGGUCGGCAUCUACUCUGAUCAGAUUCUCAUUGGACAAGGUCCAGGGGAAUCACUGGAAAUUGCAGAGGAAAUGGCAGCUCGAGAUGCUCUGAGGCGGCUGUUCCAUCUUGAAGACUCUGCUUCUCCUCUUCCAUUUGGAAAACAAGGUCAAGAUCUGCCAGUACCUCAUGCAGAUAAACCCAAUUUACCUGCAACCAAAUGGACUUCCCUUGAAGCCACCAAGAAUGUUGUGUCAUGUUAGUAAAAUGAAAAGUGUCAGAGUGAUGAUAUAAAAAGAGGUACUUCAUUCUAUCUGGCAUUCAUGUCUCAGGUGCAAAAUGAAGAAAGAAAC
Messenger RNA from Darwinula stevensoni, 1190 nucleotides. NCBI's taxonomy places the organism in Eukaryota, Metazoa, Arthropoda, Ostracoda, Podocopida, Darwinulidae. The record is from the annotation of a GenBank genome assembly.